CGCCAACGCUUUCACCCGGAACGCAGCAGCCAUUGACGGAGCCGAAGAUGGAGAAGGCAAAGGAAUUGCUGCAAGUGACCUCGGAAGAAUCGCAAUAUCUGUCGCAACACCUUCCUCCUCUCACACCUCACUCAGAUUUCUGUUUCUAUGAGCACUUUAUCCUCAGAGGCAUCCAAGUGGAUCGAGUCGAACCCGGUCUCGUCGUUUGUACUUUCAAACUCCCUCCUCGCUUCACCGACAGAACUGGCAAGUUGGCUACGGGUGCAAUAGUCAACCUUGUAGAUGAACUUGGAGGUGCCGUAGCUCAUUCGGAAGGUUUCCCCGCGAAUGUUUCAGUUGACAUGUCCAUUUCUUUUCUUUCAACUGCCCAUGUUAAUGAUGAACUAGAGAUUACUUCUAGGCUCUUAGGACGGAAAGGAGGGUAUGCUGGAACAAUAGUUCACCUCAGAAACAAAGCAACUGGAGAAUUAAUAGCAGAAGGUCGCCAUUCAUUAUUCGGAAGACAUGCAAGCAAAAUUUAGUUCUCUUAUGGUUUGAAUACAUAAGCAAACAAAAAGGGGUUAUUUUAUGAAACAGAUCUGUUAAUGUGUUUAUUUAUUCGAUAUGUUCCAGUGAAGGACAUGGAGGGAGGCUUUUGUACACUGAAGGAACAAAAAAAAAAAUUAGAAAUUUUCUCCCUUUGAA
Molecule: messenger RNA, 684 nt
Organism: Prosopis cineraria
Lineage: Eukaryota; Viridiplantae; Streptophyta; Magnoliopsida; Fabales; Fabaceae
Exons: 3
Coding region: 48-521 (157 amino acids)
Molecular function (GO): fatty acyl-CoA hydrolase activity
Source: RefSeq, a predicted model, not a curated record